Molecule: messenger RNA, 3353 nt
Organism: Beta vulgaris subsp. vulgaris (sugar beet)
Lineage: Eukaryota; Viridiplantae; Streptophyta; Magnoliopsida; Caryophyllales; Amaranthaceae
Product: probable aspartic proteinase GIP2
Biological process (GO): proteolysis
Molecular function (GO): aspartic-type endopeptidase activity
Source: RefSeq, a predicted model, not a curated record
UGUUGGUGAAAGGAAGAAUUAUUAGUGAAUUAAUGCUUUAUUUUAAAUUUGGGAAUGAUAUGUUAUUGAGUUUAUUAGUGAAUUGUUAUUGGUGAAUAAGGUUUUUGUGAAUUGUUACUUUAUUAUAUUUCAGAAUCAUGAAAAGAAAAUAAGAGAGUACUUUCUUAAUCUUUUUCAAAAGGAACACCUAAUAAAAAUCAAGUUAAAUGAUAGUAAAUUGGUUAGGUUCCACUGAUUGCAUAUGGUUUUGAGAAAGAUUUGUUUUGUGAUGUUGAAGUUGAUACGAUUGUAAAUUGGUUCCAAAAUUUGAGAACUCAACAUGAAUAAUUGUGAUUUUUUUUAUUAUUGACUUCAAAUUAAAUUUGUAUUUGCAUUGUGUAACAUUUUGAAUUUAGUAGUUAUGAUUUUUUUUUUUUGACUCGAUAGUAUUGUGAAAAUUACGCUACCCCUCAUCUCGAAUCCUGGAUCCGCCCAUGUAAGAAUAGAUGUUAUUUAGAAAAAAAGAAAUUUAGAAGAGACAUAAAACCAUGAGAGUAGAGCACCUAUAGAAAUGCGUUGCGGGAAUUGUGACGAGCUGGUACGCUUCCCCGCGCUUUCCUAAAAUAGAAGAUCUCACUAUUGCGAAACAUCCAAAGUUUGUAGGAAUUGCGCUGAAUCGCUGAUCAUUGUUUUAACCUGUAAUUUUGUAAACUGUGUCUUACUGGAAAAUAUAGUAUAAAAUUAUUUAAAGUGGGGCACGUGCGUCCAAGACCACUAUAUAUUCAGGUCCACCUAUUGUGAGUUUGUACUUUGUGACGAGUGUCGAUGAAGAUUAUGCUAUGCCCAGUUGUAGCAAUUUUAGUCGCCAUACUUGACCAGUUGACUUCUUCCAUCAUCUAAUUUUCAAAUCAAUCACAAUUUAGUCUAAAUCCUAGAUAGUAUCCACUUAGAUUUCAUAAGACUAUAAGAGUACGAUAUAUUCUUUAAACAACUUCAAAGUAUUCCCUCACAUUUCUUAAUAUACAAGUUACAACCAUGGCUUGCUUCUACCGCUACCACCUCAACUUCUUUUCUCUCCUCCUCCUCCUCCACCUUUCACUCACUUCCGCAGCUUCCUCAUUCCGCCCCAACGCUCUAGUCCUCCCAGUCUCAAAAGACCCUAAUACCCUCCAAUACACAAUCAAGCUUACCCAAAGAACUCCUCCUGUCUCCGUCCCCUUAACACUCCACCUCGGGGGCCAAUUCCUGUGGGUCGACUGCGACAAAAAAUACGUAUCCUCCACGUACCGCCCCGCUCGCUGCAACUCCGCACAAUGCUCUCUUGCCAACUCCAAGUCUUGCGGUACUUGCAAUUCAUCCCCUAGACCCGGGUGUAACAACAACACCUGCGGCCUCUUUCCUGACAACCCCUUCACUAACACCGCUACUAUUGGUGACCUCUCCUCAGAUUUAGUCCGAGUAGCUUCUACCAAUGGCUCUAACCCUGGCCGAGUCGUUUCCAUGCCCCAUUUCCUCUUCACUUGCGCCCCCACAUUCUUACUACAAGGCCUUGCAAAUGGAGUGCAGGGGAUUGCUGGGUUCGGAAGGACUAAAAUUUCUCUGCCUUCGCAAUUUUCCUCGGCUUUUAGUUUCGCUAGGAAGUUUGCAAUUUGCUUGUCUUCAAGUGGGGUUGUUUUCUUCGGGGAUGGACCUUAUACAUUCCUACCCCGUGAUGAGGAAGUCUCUUCCCGGCUUACAUUUACUCCUCUGAUAAUUAACCCUGUUAGUACUGCGGGUGCCACUGUCGCAGGCGAGCCAUCAUCAGAGUACUUUAUUGGUGUGACGAAGAUUAAAAUCGGCGAAAAAGAGGUUGCUGUAAACAAGAAAUUGUUAUCUAUUGAUAGUGAAGGAAACGGUGGGACGAAAAUUAGUACGGUUAACCCUUAUACCGUGAUGCAGAGUUCUAUCUAUAAAGCUGUGAGUGACUUCUUUGUGAAGUAUGUUGGCGACAUCCCAAGAGUUAAAGCAGUCGCCCCCUUCACAGUGUGCUACGGUCCUAGGUCGUUUUCGUCAACAAGAGCUGGGCCUGGGGUACCUGCUAUUGAUUUUGUGCUGCAGAAUGACAAAGUGUACUGGAGGAUGUUUGGAAUGAACUCAAUGGUGCAGGUAAAUGAUGAUGUUUAUCAUCUAUGUCUCGGUUUUGUGGAUGGCGGAAAGAGUCCAAGGACAGCAAUUGUAAUAGGAACGUAUCAACUAGAAGAUAACUUUCUGCAGUUUGAUUUGGCCAGAUCUAGGCUUGGAUUUACUUCUUCCUUGCUGUUUCUUCAGACUACUUGUGCCAACUUCAACUUUACUUCUAGUGUGUGACAAGUAUAAGAGAUAUAGGAAUGAUAUUGUGGAGAGGCAGAGAGCUAUCUUAUAAAGUUGAAAGAAAUAAGUUGAUAUAAGAUGACUAGUUUUAUAUGCACGCGAUGCCUGCGAAAAUACGUAGAAAAUUAAUUUUUUUUUUGGGGAUGUAGAAAAUUAAAUUAGGCAUAUUUGAAUUGUUGAUGGUUUUCUUUUUUGUCUUUUUUUAUUUUUUAAAUUAAUCAGGUAAUUUUUUUAAUUUUUAAUUUUUUAAUUAAAGUAAAUAGUUAGAAUAUAGAUGUAACGAGGGUGAAAUGGGGUUUCUAAUAUUUUGGUGUCCUACCCCUCUUCCCAUAUAGAAUAGAGAUGUGUGUUCUAAUAGUAUGUAUAAAUUAGGCCCUGAUUGUAUAACGAGUUGAAUGAUGAUAAGUAGAUGUUUAAUUUGUGAAUGACUAAAUGUCAUAUACAUUUUGUAUAUUUCGGUACUACGCCCUCUCUUAAACAAAAAUAAAUAAAAUAAAGGUUCAAUAAUAUUGUCUAACAUGGGACUGUUAAUCUUAAUUUGUAUUUCGCGAUUACAAACUUUACUGAAAGAAGUUUGAUGUGGUUAGAAAUAUUUUAUUUUUAUUUUCUCUAAGAAGUGAUUUUUUUUUUUUUUUUUUUUGAGGAAAUAAAGAUAUUAUGCUAAUAGUAUUCUAGAGAAUAUGUUAGAGAAUGAAGAUACAAUAUCCUAAAGAUACACAUGAUAUCCUAAAUAUACUAGAUUACAAUAACUGGAAUAUUUGACUAAGAUAUACUCAAUAUAUCUUCUACACGCCAACCGCAAGACAAUCGAUCGGGACGAGAGACCAGUCUUGGUCAAAAGUAGAGGAUGUAGCAAACACUAAAGGUGAAGAUGUGGGUUGUACCAUUCAAGAAGUUGUCAGCGCUCCAAGACGAGGUUGUUGAAACCCAUUAAAUGCCCACUUGUGAGUGUCCCACAUUAGAGAAAGAGGAGAGAAUAAACCACUUUAUAAGAUUAGGAGUUACUCCUCCUAUCACCAAUUGGU